UGUGGCCCCAGGUUGCCACCGCUGGGCCAGACAUUCGGAGAGCGGUAGGGGCGCUGAAUAGCACCUCACUGCAGCCGAAGCCCCACCCGCGUCAGUAAGGGAGCUUGUCACAUUUGACUCAGGCGAGGGGGUAACAGACCCGGAUCCUUCACGUCCCAUUCGCUGCAGGAGGAAGCUCCGAACGGUUCCUUUCAGCCGCUGCAGGAAAGCAAAGCUGCUGGGGGUGGGAUGACCAGCAGCAAAGAGGGGCAUGGAGAGGUGACCAUGACAGAUCAGAAGCCCUGGUUGCUGCCACGUUGAAAAGGACUUUCAGGAAGACCUACCACCAUGGAUGAAUGGGAACUUCCGCAGUGGAAGAAGGAAGUCGACAGCCUGAAAUACCAACUGGCUUACAAGCGGGAGAUGUCAUCUAAAACAAUACCCGAGUUGAUUAAGUGGAUAGACGAUAACAUUCCAGAAGACCCGUUUCUGAAUCCAGAGCUGAUGAAAAGCAACCCUUGGGUGGAGAAAGGAAAAUGUAGCAUCCUCUAAUGUACCUAAGUCCAACUCGCUCCCAAACAGCAGUGGCUGACAAAAUGCUUCCAUCCAAGAUACUCAAGUUUGCAUUAACUCUGAAUGUACAUUUUUUAAUUAGUGUCCUAAUAUGAGUAACUCAACAAACACGAUCCUCAUCUGGUCUUAUUAUUUUUAUUAGUAGAAGCCAUUCUUUUUUAUACUAAAAAAAACAAACAAAAACAGCACAUAGCACCAGAGUACAUUGGUCAGAGAUGCAAUGUAUUGGAGAUGCAUGGGAACUCGAAAAGCAAAAUUAUACCACAGGCAGAAACUGUCUCAUGAUUAAUCCUGUAGUUUUCAAUUACGCGCUCGCUUAACUCUGCUUCUGUGAACCUUACAAAGCCUUUUUGAACUUGUAAAAGAAAAACAAAAAAACUUUUAUAAACAAAAUUUCAAUAGUUUUUUUGUAUAUUGUAGACUAUACAAUUUUGCAGCACCACUGGCGAAAUAUGAGAACGACGGGGUUUAUAAAGGAAAUAAACAAAGCAAUACUUCACAUGUUUUUAACAUUUUUUUAUUUUGCUUAUUUACUUUUUUUUUUUUUUUUUUACAAACAGCUGAAUAGAAAAUAAACGUAGGAAAGUUCUCAUGAGCCAUACAUUUUUUAGAAGGCUGAGUCAUGCUUUUCUUUCUGUUCUGUAUGUAUUGUUUCUUCUCUUUUAUUCCUUCUUUCUCUGAACACUAGAGCAAAUCCUUAAUGUAAAUAUUCCGCCUGACGGCAUUCGAAACCCCUU
Pelodiscus sinensis (Chinese soft-shelled turtle) is the source of this 1289-nucleotide messenger RNA. It is a transcript of the gene GNG13, whose product is annotated as G protein subunit gamma 13. The record is from RefSeq and is a predicted model, not a curated record. Gene Ontology annotation, biological process: phospholipase C-activating G protein-coupled receptor signaling pathway; sensory perception of taste. NCBI's taxonomy places the organism in Eukaryota, Metazoa, Chordata, Testudines, Trionychidae. Gene Ontology annotation, cellular component: heterotrimeric G-protein complex. Gene Ontology annotation, molecular function: G-protein beta-subunit binding.